Arxiozyma heterogenica is the source of this 2802-nucleotide messenger RNA. RefSeq lists its product as uncharacterized. The coding region runs from base 1 to 2802 and encodes 933 amino acids. The record is from RefSeq and is a predicted model, not a curated record. NCBI's taxonomy places the organism in Eukaryota, Fungi, Ascomycota, Saccharomycetes, Saccharomycetales, Saccharomycetaceae. The transcript has a single exon.
AUGAUAAUAGCGACAACUGUAAUAACAGCAGAAAUAAUAUUCCUACCAAAUCAUACGAGAAUUUUAAAAAAAAAUAUACCUAUAUUACCUCUAACAAUAGUUUAUCUAGGUUAUAUGUUAAACAAUACAGUUAACUAUCAAUUGUGGAAUGAUUUAUGGCUAUUAUCUUUAAAUGAAUCUUUCUAUAGUAAUCAAAUUGAGCGUGUGGUCACCAUAUCUUUCCUUGCCUUCGAAUUUAUUCAACAACAUACUUUACUUGCGCAAGGCACUGAAAAUUAUGUAGAUAUAUACUCUGCCAGCUCUCCUAUUGUGAACCGUCUGUUUGAUAAUUAUCAAUUAGUGCUAUUAACAUUUAUUCAAUCCAAUAUUGAUUAUAGUUCAAUGCACUUUAAUCAAUGGGAUUUUAAUUCAUUAAUUUUGAUAUGGACCUCUUUUUUACAAUUUUUCGAUGGUUUACUUUUCAAUAAAAUAUCCUCAAAGAUAUAUUUUAAAAUCAUUAGUAUACAUUCUAUUUGGAAUCAAUUCAAUCAGAAUACUCUUAAAAACUUGAUACAACUCGGGAUAGACCAUCUAAUAAAUGAAUAUAUACCAGAUGACUUGCUUGUGUGUCUUCCCUCUAUAUUGUAUUUGGAAGCAAACAAUAACGGAUUUUUGAAUAAAGAAAAAAUGCUUACCUUAGGUAACUUUAAAUCGAUGGAAGAUCUACAUAAUUUAAUAAUCAAAAUUAAUCAAUGUUACAUUCAAAACGAUAAUUAUCGUAGUAAAACCAGCAACACAAAUAUUUCACGCGUUAACACUAAUCAAUACAAUGAUGCCCUGACAAUUGUUAAGAUAUCACCUAUUUUAAUUAAUAAUUAUUUUAGUACUAAGACCACAAAAUGUAUAAACGAAACAGUUCCAAAAUCUGGAAAAUAUAUAAGCAAUGAUAUUAAUAUAUGGAAGAAAAACUUGAUAGUAUCCAUAGCACCACAAAGAUUUAAACCUAUCAUUAAAAGUUAUGCUAUUAUCCCAACCACUCUGUCACAUUGGUUAUUAAUAGAGACAACAUGGUUUGAAUUCAUUAAAAACCUAUCGAAUGCUGAAUAUAUUUUUAAGAAAAAUUGGUUUCUUGACAACAUGUUAAAUGAGAAUAUAGUCUUUGAUUCUGAAUCAAUUAAUAAUAAUUUAAGUAUAUGUUCAUUACCAGUGAUUCUAUUGGUAAUAACUCCCACUACAAAUUAUUUGAACGUUUUGUCACGUAGAUUUAAAAGAUUCUUACCUUUAAUUAUUGAUGUGCUUUUAAUUCAAUUGAAAUUAAUUUGUUCCGAAUUAAAUCUAUCAUCAAGGAAUGAUAAAACUAAGAUUGGUGGGUUUUUGUUAAAUCCUCUUAUCCAAUUAUUAUUAUAUGUUUGGUAUAUCAUAAUCUACAAAAUGGAUGGUACAAUUGCACCAGUAUAUUCUCAGUCAGAGGUUGAUUCAGUGAAUACUUUUAUGAGUAAAUACAUUAUGAAUUUAGAGAAACAUAUUGAUACAGACAAGUUGCUUGAACAAGACUUAGAUAAAAUACUAUUUGACAAAGAAGCUCCAGAGCAUAUGGGUUUCAAUUUUUUUUUAAAUCGUGUCACAUCUUUUAUUAAAAAUGAACUGUUACUAAAUAAAGUGUUGUCAUCCCCUUAUUUAUCUAAUAAUAUCAAGUUUAAAUUAAUUGAAGCUGUUAAAAUUUUUAAUACAGAUGACAAUUAUAUUGUAACAGAUCAAUCUGCUAUAAAUAAUAUUGCCAAUGAACAUGGCACGGGCACCAUUACUAGCAUAGCAACAGCCAAUAACAAUAACUCUCUUAAUUUUGUUUACAUAGACGAAGAUAUCAAUAGGAUGGCAAGUUCAAAACAAAAUGAACCCCUCACUUUGGAAACUAAACCAAUAAAUUUCAAUUCUUUAUCGACAUCACUAUAUACUUUAGGAAGCCAAAAUUUAACAUCGCCUUUCAGAAAAAGAAAUUCAACAUCAUCAAGUAGCAAUUCAGUAUCAAAACCAACCUCUAGUGGAAGACUCUCAUUGACAUUGGGUGUAUCUCCAAUAUCCUUAUCACCAUAUUUAACCCGAAGAAGAUCUUCUGUUAUGUCAGUUACUGACGAUGGUAAGAAUUACCUGUUACCACCAUUAAAUUUUGAUCCUAUCCAAAUGGACACACCACUUUUAUCAUCUAUUCAAACUAGUCUAUCUAAUGAGGCAAUUGCAAGUAUGAUUACAAAUCCAAUAACAAAUUCUAAGAGUGCAAAUAAGAAGGGUGGUUUUUACUUGAAUGAAAGUUUAAAUGGUAUAAAUAAUAACAAUAAUACAUUUAAUUCAUUGUAUAAUUAUGAUUUAAAAGAUGCUAUUAGAAAAAGCCCAUUGACUAAAAAGAGGAGAGCAUCUGUACCAAUUAUUCCAACCAAAUCCACAUUUUUGACCGGUUCAAGUAGUAGUAAUAGUAUUAACACUAGUGUUAACCAUGCAAAGAAUAGUAUUUUUUUCAACAGUGGUUUACAUUCACGAACGCCGUCUUCCAAGAAUAGUGUUUUUAGACACCCAGUUGUACAUUCUUAUGUUAAUACAAAUAUUCCAUCUAGUUCAACAUUAGUCUCAGGAUCUAUUUUAUUAUCUAAUAACCAUGUAUUAGCUAGAUCAACAAGCGGACGUAAUAGUGGAAUUACCCACCCAUCAAAUUUGGUUAACAACUCGAUUGAUAUGUCAAUUAAUGAUAAUAAUAGUUCUACAGUCGUCAAUAGUCUUGCACCUAGGGAAGACCUGCCAGAACCAAACAUACAACUACCUUCACCAUGA